Messenger RNA from Solanum verrucosum, 3145 nucleotides. RefSeq names its product aconitate hydratase, cytoplasmic. The transcript is spliced from 20 exons. The record is from RefSeq and is a predicted model, not a curated record. Gene Ontology annotation, molecular function: 4 iron, 4 sulfur cluster binding; aconitate hydratase activity. The coding region runs from base 209 to 2905 and encodes 898 amino acids. Lineage: Eukaryota; Viridiplantae; Streptophyta; Magnoliopsida; Solanales; Solanaceae. Gene Ontology annotation, cellular component: mitochondrion; cytosol. Gene Ontology annotation, biological process: tricarboxylic acid cycle; citrate metabolic process.
ACCAAAUUUUUUCUCUUCGUUUUCGGUAUCUAAAUCCUCUAGUGCUUAUUGCUCUAGUGGGUAUUCUUCUUUGGGUUUUUCUUCCACUUUCCGAUCGCCGCGGUGGAGCUACGGUGUUGAUUGGAAAUCUCCGAUCAGUCUUAAAGCUCAGAUCAGAACUGCCGCCGUUACCCCUGUUCUCAACAAUUUCCAUCGAAAACUCACUACCAUGGCUUCAGAGAACCCAUUUAAAGGCAUCCUCACCAGUCUUCCCAAGCCUGGAGGUGGUGAAUUCGGGAAGUACUAUAGCCUACCUGCUCUGAAUGAUCCCCGAAUUGACAAGCUGCCAUAUUCUAUCAGAAUUCUUCUUGAAUCAGCAAUCCGUAAUUGUGACAAUUUUCAAGUCAAAAAGGAAGAUGUCGAGAAGAUCAUUGACUGGGAAAAUACUUCGCCGAAGCUAGCGGAGAUACCGUUUAAGCCAGCCCGAGUUUUGCUGCAAGAUUUUACUGGUGUACCAGCUGUUGUGGACCUUGCUUGCAUGCGCGAUGCCAUGAACAAGCUUGGCAGCAAUGCUGACAAGAUUAAUCCAUUGGUGCCGGUAGAUCUAGUAAUUGACCAUUCAGUUCAAGUCGAUGUGGCAAGGUCAGAAAAUGCAGUCCAAGCUAAUAUGGAACUUGAAUUCCAAAGGAACAAGGAGAGGUUCGCCUUUCUUAAGUGGGGUUCUAAUGCUUUCCGCAACAUGCUUGUUGUUCCACCAGGUUCUGGUAUUGUGCAUCAGGUGAAUCUUGAAUACCUUGGAAGAGUCGUCUUUAAUAAUGAAGGUUUACUCUAUCCUGAUAGUGUUGUCGGAACUGAUUCACACACCACUAUGAUUGAUGGGCUUGGAGUUGCUGGCUGGGGUGUUGGAGGUAUUGAAGCAGAAGCUACAAUGCUUGGUCAGCCUAUGAGCAUGGUGUUGCCUGGAGUUGUUGGGUUCAAAUUAUCUGGGAAAUUGCGCAGUGGUGUAACUGCCACUGACUUGGUCUUGACAGUCACUCAGAUGCUGAGGAAGCAUGGUGUUGUUGGAAAGUUUGUUGAGUUCUAUGGUGAUGGAAUGGGUGAACUAUCAUUGGCUGACAGGGCCACCAUUGCCAACAUGUCUCCUGAAUAUGGUGCUACAAUGGGUUUCUUCCCUGUAGAUCAUGUUACUUUGCAGUAUCUGAAAUUAACAGGGAGAAGUGACGAAACAGUGUCAAUGAUCGAAGCAUAUCUGCGCGCAAAUAAUAUGUUCGUCGACUAUAAUGAGCCUCAACAUGAGAAAGUGUACUCUUCUUGUUUGUACCUAGACCUUGCUGAAGUUGAGCCUUGUAUGUCAGGGCCAAAAAGACCUCAUGACCGUGUGCCUUUGAAAGAAAUGAAGUCUGAUUGGCACUCUUGCCUUGAUAACAAGGUUGGAUUCAAGGGAUUUGCUGUGCCGAAAGAUGCGCAGGAAAAAGUGGUAAAAUUUUCUUUCCACGGACAAGAUGCAGAGCUCAAGCAUGGAAGUGUUGUUAUUGCUGCUAUCACAAGUUGCACUAAUACAUCAAAUCCCAGUGUUAUGCUAGGAGCAGCCCUUGUUGCAAAAAAGGCUUGCGACCUGGGUCUAAAUGUUAAACCAUGGGUGAAAACAAGUCUUGCUCCUGGCUCCGGCGUAGUUACUAAAUAUUUGCUCCAGAGUGGGCUGCAGAAGUAUUUAAAUGAGCAAGGUUUUCAUAUUGUUGGAUAUGGCUGCACAACUUGUAUUGGGAAUUCUGGAGAUUUGGAUGAAUCAGUUUCUUCUGCUAUAUCAGAAAAUGACAUCGUUGCUGCUGCUGUACUCUCUGGAAAUCGAAACUUUGAGGGGCGUGUUCAUCCUUUGACGAGAGCAAACUACCUUGCUUCACCUCCUUUAGUGGUUGCCUAUGCUCUUGCUGGCACUGUUGAUAUAGACUUUGAGAAAGAACCAAUUGGAGUGGGGAAGGAUGGUAAGAAUGUCUUCUUCAGGGAUAUUUGGCCAUCGACUGAAGAAAUUGCUGAGGUCGUUCAAUCAAGUGUAUUGCCAGACAUGUUCAAGAGUACGUAUGAAGCUAUUACAAAGGGGAAUAACAUGUGGAAUCAAUUGUCAGUACCAGCUACCUCGCUCUACUCAUGGGAACCUAGUUCUACGUACAUUCAUGAGCCACCAUAUUUCAAGGAUAUGACCAUGGAUCCCCCAGGGCCCCAUGGAGUGAAGGAUGCUUACUGCUUGCUGAACUUUGGUGAUAGUAUUACCACAGAUCACAUUUCACCAGCUGGAAGCAUCCACAAAGAUAGCCCUGCUGCUAAGUACCUUAAUGAGCGAGGGGUUGAUCGCAGGGACUUCAACUCAUAUGGUAGUCGUCGUGGUAAUGAUGAAAUUAUGGCUAGGGGUACUUUUGCCAACAUCCGAAUUGUUAAUAAGCUGUUAAAUGGUGAAGUUGGCCCAAAGACAAUUCACAUUCCCUCUGGAGAGAAGCUCUCUGUGUUUGAUGCUGCAAUGAAAUACAAGUCUGCUGGGCAAGACACAAUAAUCUUGGCUGGAGCUGAAUACGGAAGUGGAAGCUCCCGAGAUUGGGCUGCUAAGGGCCCCAUGUUGUUGGGAGUUAAAGCUGUAAUUGCUAAAAGCUUCGAGAGGAUUCACCGUAGCAACUUGGUAGGAAUGGGAAUUGUGCCUCUAUGUUUCAAGGCUGGUGAGGAUGCAGAUUCUCUUGGAUUGACAGGUCAUGAGCGAUAUACCAUUGAUCUCCCAGACAACAUUAGCGAGAUCCGCCCUGGUCAAGAUGUUACUGUACGAACAGACACUGGAAAAUCUUUCACAUGCAUAGUGCGCUUCGACACUGAGGUGGAGUUGGCUUAUUUCAACCAUGGUGGUAUCCUCCCAUACGUUAUUCGACAGUUGAGUCAGCAAUGAAACGCAGCAUUGGUUAUCUACUAGCUACGUUUCUCAGGUAACUGUUUCGGUGUGGAAAGAGGAGAAAGGAUCAUAAAUCUUUUAACGCCAUUGUUGGCGAGGUUAUUUUGUUACUUCAGUAAGCACUGUCUAGCUAAUCUUUUGGCGAUGAGUAGCAGUAUAUUAUCUUGUGGGAAUAAAGUCAGUCUGGAAAUUUGUAAAACUUGCUUUAUAUCAAUUGAAGAUUUUGGUUGCUUUUCA